AAUAUAAACAUUUUAUUGAUUUUUUUAAUAAUCAAAUUAAAAUAAAAAUUAAACAAAUUAUAUUACUAAUAGCAAAAUGAGAGAGAGAGGACAUGAGAGAGGGAGAGGAGGUGACCGAAGGACUACGGCAAGAAGGACAACACAGAGUAGAGGUCGCGGAAGAUCUGCAGGUAAAUGGCAACAGAGGAAGACUACGCCGGUGGGACAGAGGAGAACUCAACUCAACCGGAAUCAGUUUCAACAGGGAAAGCUAGGAGAUUCAUAUGACUGGGGGCUUUACAAACAAGCUGUACUGUAUUUUUUUACAAAUUUCCCAGAUGAAUGGACUUAUGCAGACAUGUGGAACACUUUUAGAAGGUAUGGUAGAGUAUACACCAUUUACAGUCCAAACAGGAGAAGUAGGAACGGUAGCAGGAAGAAAGCUGUGGCUAAAUUCUUCGAGAUAUGUAAGGCAAAAAUGGAGGUGCGAGAUCAGAAAACUACUCAAGGAUUUGAACUAAAACUUCAAACCAGGAGCUAUGCUGAAGUGGUGAAGAGCCGACAGGAGAAAGAACAAGAGGAGAAGGGGAGUAAGCAUUUCACGGUGAAUCAAACGGAAGGGCAGAGAAACAUCAGAAGCCAAGCUAGAAGUGAAGUGGGAGGCAGUGAAAAUAGGAAAGUGUGGCAAGAAAAAGGCAAGAGUGCUAAUUGGGCUGGAUUUGAAUACAAUGUUAACCCAGGAGAGUACGCAUGGCUUGACGGAUGUUAUGUAGGAAUCGUUUACUCGGUGGAAAUGGUUCGUAAUUUGCAAGAAAAAUUUUACAUGGAAGGGUACUUUGCAUGCCGAAUCCGUGCAAUGGGGGGAAAAUUGGUGUUACUUGAUUGUGAUGACAAAAGUGAGCUGAAAGAUUUGGUGGAGUCGGCAUCAGAGUGGUUAGGACAAUGGUUUGCAGAAGUGAAACCAUGGUCACCAGAAAAGGUUGCGGAUGAAAGGUUUGUGUGGAUUAGGUGUCAAGGAGCACCCUUAAAUGUGUGGGGGACAGAUUCUUUUGCAAAAAUGGGUAGCUCAUGGGGUAAAUUCAUCUAUUUGGAUGAUAACACAAGCCAAAAAAGAAGAUUUGAUGUAGCUAGAUUCUUGCUCUCAACACCGAUCAUGAAUACCAUAUCAGUCUCGAGACAGAUUAAAAUAAAUGGGUCCAUGUACAAUGUUAAAUUCACGGAGGAGGAGUUCACCAAUAGCUUCUUCUCCUUGAAGCAGGAUUUUAUGCCAACUUUUCAAAGUGAGUCUGAUAAUGAGGAAUCAUGGUCACUAGAUAGGGAAAAGGAAGAUAGUGAUCUGGAAAAAAUUGCAGAGAUGGAGCAAGAGAAAAUAAGGGACAUUGAGCUGGAGGAGGAAGAUGAUGAGGUGGCAUACAGUAAAGGGAAGACUGAUGGAAAGGACGAAGCACAACAGGGGAAUUUGGAAAUUGUGGUAGGAAAAUUGGGCUCUAAUGGGAAACAUAGGAGGAGGCCGAAGAGCAAGCCCAAAUCACAAGGAAGUAGCCCAAGUUAUGUAGAGUCAACCAAUGAAGGAAUGGGCCAAGGACUAAGCGGAGUAGGCCCAUCUAUGGGUAAAUUAAUAGAGAUGAAUAAAGACAAAGGGACAAAGGCGGUAAUUUAUGAUGAUGAGGAAAGGAAAUCUGUCCAGAGGGAGCUCAAUGAUGAAGAGGAGCAGAGGCAAAGGUUAAAGCAGAAGGGGUCGAUGGGGGACAAGGUGGCUUUUACCGUGGAGGAAGUGAGGGAGUCGAUCAUGUGGGAACAUGAGGGUGAAGCAGAACAGAAGCAGACCCCGAAUCCAAAUGGUGAGAUAGCAGGGGAAUCCAUCGGAGAUAGUGGCAUAGAAAACUGUAACAGGGCUUGGAAGGAACAAAUGCACAGCCACCUUGCCAAGGAAAAUUGGGAUCUAGCCAAACAAUUGGGUGCAACAACAGAGAAGGACAAGGCGAUGGUGCAAAGAAUUGAAGAGAUGGAGAGGAGAGACAGACAAAAAAAGAAGAAGGAAGAAAUGGUAAAUCGAGUAGCUGAGGAAGCAAAGAAGUGGGGCUUGGGCAGAUUAGUGUCAGAUCAUUGUCCACUGGUUCUGAAGAAUGAAAAAGUAGACUGGGGACCAAAGCUGUUUAAAUUCUUCGAUGCGUGGCUGGAGCAAAUUGAAUGCAAGGAGCUGAUAAGAAAGGCAUGGAAUUCUACAGCGGAAGAGGGGAGAAAGGGAUUCAGACUAAAGGAGAAACUGAAAGGAACUAAAAAAGCCUUGAAGGAGUGGAGUGGCAACCACAUGUCGGAAUUAGAUUGCAAGAUAAAGGAAGCAGAAAAGAUGAUAGCUACUCUGGAUGAGAAAGGAGAAAUUGUCCAACUAUUGGAAGAAGACACCAACAGGAGGAAAGGCUGCUUCCUAGAUCAUUGGAAGAACUUGAGAAUCAAGGAGAGUAUGUGGCAACAGAAAUCACGGAAGAUGUGGCUAAGAGAUGGGGAUGCUAACACAAAGUUUUACCACAACUGUGUGAAGGGCAGAUGGAGAAGAAAUGAGAUAAACAGCAUCCAGGUUAAUGGGAAACAGCUGCGGGAGGAAUUUCAUGAACGAGGCAAGAUGGAAAAAGGAGCAAAUGCGUCUUUCAUAGUCUUAAUCCCGAAGGUUGAAAAUCCCCAAAGAAUUGAAGAUUAUAGGCCAAUCUCGCUCAUUGGAGUCAGGUACAAGAUUCUGGCAAAGUUAUUAGUUAACCGUCUGAGGAAAGUACUGGAUACGAUCAUCGAGGAGCAACAAAUGGCAUUCAUUAAGGGCAGAAAGUUGCUGGAUGGGGUGAUCAUUGCUAAUGAGGUGAUUGAGGAAGCAAAGAGAAAGAAGAAAAACAGCUUUCUACUCAAGGUGGACUUCGAAAAGGCUUAUGACAAGGUAGGUUGGGACUUUAUUGACUACAUGCUGUUGAGAAUGUGGUUUACUGCCAAAUGGAGAAAAUGGAUGAAAGAAUGUCUCCAAUCGAGCACAGUAUCAAUCCUCAUUAAUGGAAGCCCAAAAAGGCAGUUCCUGGUUAGUAAAGGGAUUAGGCAAGGUGACCCACUAUCUCCCUUCUUGUUUUUAAUAGUAACGGAGGGUUUGAAUGGCUUAAUGUUAUCUGCGAUGGAUAAGAAUCUUUACAAGGGGGUGAGGAUUGGAAACGUAGAUGUGAUGGUAUCCCACCUCCAGUUUGCAGACGACACGAUAUUUUUUGGCGAAGCAUCAAAGGAGAACAUUCAAGUUAUCAAAUGCGUUCUGAGAACCUUUGAGCUAGCUUCGGGUCUUAAGAUUAACUAUGGUAAAAGUCAGUUAAUGGGUAUCGGGGUUGAGGAAGAUUGGAAAAAGAGAAUGGCAUACACUCUUCACUGCAAAGAAGGUGAGCUUCCUGUCAAGUAUCUGGGAAUUCAAAUUGGAGGGAAUCAUAGAAAGCUAUCAAUGUGGCAGCCAUUGGUGAACUCGUUCAAGAAGAAGCUUGCAAGUUGGAAGGGCCGGGAUUUAUCAAUGGGAGGUCGAAUUGCGCUCAUAAACUCUGUGUUGUCCAGCUUACCGGUGUUCCAGAUGUCAGCCUACCUACUCCCCAAAGGAAAAUAUGGAGCAAAAGGGGGUCACUGGAUGGACUGGGUGCAUGAUGGCAGGAACAUCGGAUCGUUAUGGUUGAGAGACGUCCGAAGACUCAAAAUCGGGGAGGGAGUGAAUGUGAGAUGGUUGUGGGAGGAUUUUAGGCUCAAGAUAGGGGACGGGAGAGGUGUUAAAUUCUGGUGGGAUACAUGGUGUGGGGAGGAGUGUCUAGCUAACAAAUUUCCUAGACUGUAUUUAUUGUCAACAGGGAAAGAAAAAGAAUGUCAUGAAAUGGGUAAUGGGGAUCGAACCACAUGGAAAUGGAAUUUAUCUUGGAGACGAAAUUUGUUUGAGUGGGAAGAAGAAGCAGUCCGAGAACUCAAAGGGAUGAUUGAAGAAGUGAAGAUCACACCAAGCCGCCCAAAUAGAUGGGAAUGGAGCCACAGCACGGAAGGCCAAUACUCGACAAAAAUAGCUUAUCAAAGGAUAUCAAUGCCAAGGAAGAACCCAGAGGAAGAGAAAAUUUUUAAAAGGGUUUGGAACCCCACCGUCCCUAGCAAAGUGGUUGCAUUUAAUUGGAAAGCAUUGCUGGACAGAAUCCCAACUAAGUUAAAUCUUAUCAAAAGGGGAAUUAUCAAAGCCAUGGCAGAAGGAAAAUGUGUCUUAUACGAGGAAGAGACUGAGGAUGUUGACCAUCUGUUCUUAAAAUGCAAAGUAGCUGGAGGUUUGUGGCAACCAUGCGCAAACUGGUGGGGAACAAAUUUUACACUUCACAGAGAUUGCUGGACAACAUUUCAUCAUUUUGGGACAUGGACUACAAAACCACACAUUUCAGAAGGGUGGGAUUGCAUCUGGAAUACAGUUAUAUGGACUAUAUGGAUGGCACGAAACGGAAAGGUUUUUCAUGAUUCAAAGGUAAACAAAUGUAAUCUUUUUGAGCUUAUUCAAUUGAGAUCUUUUGAUUGGAUUAAAGCAAGGAAAGCUAGGUGUUAUUUCAGUCUUUCGAAUUGGAUGAUUGAUCCUACUGCUUGUCUUUUAGUAAAUGGUAGAGGAAAGUAGUAAUGAUCCGAAAGAUAGGAUUAACAUUGAAGGGCUGAUUUUUGUAUUUGUAGUAAGGGUUUGAGUACCCCUUGUACUCAGUUUUUCAUCAAUGGAUUUUUCAUUUGCUAUUCAAAAAAAAAAAAAAAAACAAAUUAUAUUACUUUAUAUAUAUAUGAUUAUGAGUUAUAUAAGAAAUGAUAAUUUUUUUU
Molecule: messenger RNA, 4815 nt
Organism: Rubroshorea leprosula
Lineage: Eukaryota; Viridiplantae; Streptophyta; Magnoliopsida; Malvales; Dipterocarpaceae
Source: the annotation of a GenBank genome assembly